AUGAAGAAUACCAUUAAUCGAAAAAACGAUGGGAGUAGAUCGAAUUAUGUGCAUUACACAUCAAGACAGCAACCUCAACAGAUUCGCACCACACCACAAUCAGCUUCAAUUGCUCAAAUAGGAUUCCAAUUGGAUGGUAACUACAAUGAAAUGUUCCCGGCGCUUGGUGAACCAGUACCAAGUCAACCUUCGAGACGUAAUACUCAAAUAAAAGAAACUUCGUAUUCAAAUGUCGUACACCAACUGAUAACAGAUGAGAAGAAUAAUUUUGAUAUAGAGCACCGUAGUCAGCAUGAGAACCGGCCUACACAAGCAGCAACACUAAUCACGACUCGAGUUCCACAGGUACCGCAUAUGAACGUUCCAGCAUUGGUACCUACAUCUCUCUAUACUUACACACCGGCAAUACUCGUUCAAUCCAACACAAGAACUCAAUAUCAUGUGCCUCAAUCGCGAUCAGCUUAUGUGGAAGAUAUUUCUAGAAAACUAUCCGAAAUUAUUAUUAGCAUUCACCGAAGCCGAGAGUUUGUCUCGCGUGAACGUGUUCAGUUAGAGUUGUUCAAGCACUAUGGUGUCGCGUCGUGGAGCCAAUUGGGGGUUCGCUCCAGUGAAUUCAGUCCUUUGGUAAAUCUAACUGAUCGAAUAAGAAAAGUCACAUUUUAUAUGCAAAUUUUCGAACAAAUUUUCGUGUUAUGCACCUUGCACGAUCUUGGAUCGCUUCUAGCUGGAUUUCUUAAGUUGAAUACGUACGAAGACGCACUUCUGGGUCCUCUUGAUGAAAAUCCGGAUGUAAAACGAGUGUUCCGUUAUGAGCCAACCCGACGACAUCAACCAAUUCCAUUUUUGGUGAGCGGUGAUGUUAUUGCGUUGUUUAUCCAGUUUCGUCAACGAUUCAGAGGCUACGUUCAAUAUGGUGAAUUUCUCAACGAGCUCGUCAACCGUAACCAAUUGAGAACACAAAGAGAACUUGGGUUGUAUUGUAAAUCAUUUCCAUAUUUACAAGAGGUCUCAAAUAUCGUAUGGCGACAUUUUCACGUGUAUACUGGUGAAAUGCAGAGAAAAGCGACAGAAAAUUUGAGGAAUGAUGUUCUCGNAUGCGAAGUCAAACGUGACACUUGGAGAUAUGUUUUAUUAUUCGAUUUGAAUGAACCAACAGGACCAUUUACUAUGGAUUUGAUUGAACCACACGUCGCAUUGACACAUGAUCGAAUUGAUUUAGAUGUGAGUAAUCUAUCCGUAGAGAAAGAUUAUACUCAUGAACUUGGAAUGCGUAUCGACAUACAACGAAAACCUUACGAAAUUGAUUUAGAAAAGAUUGUUAAACAUAUCAGAAACAAACGUUUUCAAGUUCUUCGUCCAACCGAUACAUUCGUUCAACAGCGUAUUGACAAAAUGAUACGUCGUGGAUGGGCUCAAGAUGGACCUGUCAUAUCAAUCUUGCCCAAUCCUCACCAUCAACAUUAUGCCAUUCUAGUGCCCCUACCAACGAGUGCUACUCUGUAUAUUGCUGUUUCAGCGAAGAUGACAAACAUUAGUGCCGUUCAAAUUAUCUCAAUAGAAGAGAUACGAAAUCCUUUUCUCGAAGAGAUCUACGAAGGUAUAAAGAAACUCACUUCCAAGCAGUGUCCAAAUCAAAAUCCAAAUGAACAAGAAUUAUUUCACGGUGCGAAAAGUUUUGGUGCUAAAGGUAUUACCGAAGACGGGUACGACGAUCGAUAUUUUAGUAAAGAUGGCUUAUAUGGUCAUGGUGCUUAUUUUGCUGACAAUCCACAAAAAUCGCACGGCUAUACUGAUGUAAAUCCCACCGAUGGCACUCGCGUCAUGUUUUAUAACAAGGUGCUCUUGGGUGAAUCUAAGGUCUUAACAACUACAGAUAAAACAUUGGUAUCAGCUCCACUAGGAUUCCAUUCGAUAAUUGGCAAGCACUCAACAAUGACGGAAUAUAUUGUGUAUCGCUAUGGUCAGGCAUUGCCUUACUUAAAAAUCGUUUACAAAGCGUAA
This is a messenger RNA of Adineta ricciae, 2001 nucleotides long. Lineage: Eukaryota; Metazoa; Rotifera; Eurotatoria; Adinetida; Adinetidae. The record is from the annotation of a GenBank genome assembly.